This is a messenger RNA of Aspergillus tanneri, 948 nucleotides long. RefSeq names its product putative mitochondrial DNA replication protein (Yhm2) (gene YHM2). The transcript is spliced from 6 exons. Gene Ontology annotation, biological process: alpha-ketoglutarate transport; mitochondrial citrate transmembrane transport. Lineage: Eukaryota; Fungi; Ascomycota; Eurotiomycetes; Eurotiales; Aspergillaceae. Bases 1 to 948 code for a protein of 315 amino acids. The record is from RefSeq and is a predicted model, not a curated record. Gene Ontology annotation, cellular component: mitochondrion. Gene Ontology annotation, molecular function: tricarboxylate secondary active transmembrane transporter activity.
AUGUCUACCACUACUGUUGGACCGGCCUCAACUGGCCAGACGCUCGAGAAGAAACCUGUCAAGUUCAGCAACCUGUUGCUGGGUGCGGGAUUGAACAUGUUUGAGGUCACCACUUUGGGACAGCCGCUGGAAGUGAUCAAGACGACCAUGGCUGCAAACCGCGGCGACAGCUUCGCCGGCGCUAUGGCUCGGAUUUGGGGUCGUGGCGGGAUCCUCGGCUACUAUCAAGGUCUCAUUCCGUGGGCCUGGAUUGAGGCCUCUACCAAAGGUGCUGUCCUUCUCUUCGUGGCGUCCGAGGCGGAGUUCCGUGCUAAGGUUCUCGGUGCCCCCGACUUCCUCGCUGGUAUUACCGGAGGUAUGGCCGGAGGUGUUGCUCAGGCAUACGCAACAAUGGGCUUCUGCACUUGCAUGAAGACAGUCGAGAUCACUAAGCACAAAAUGGCUGCCCAGGGGGUAAAGCCCCCGAGUACUUUCGCGACCUUCAUGGACAUUUAUCGUAAGGAGGGUAUUCGUGGUAUCAACCGUGGUGUCAAUGCAGUCGCCAUUCGCCAGACUACGAAUUGGGGCUCCCGAUUCGGUCUCUCCCGUUUGGCGGAAUCGGCAAUCCGGAAGGUCACUAACAAGGACGAAGGCGAAAAGCUCAAUGCCUUAGAGAAGGUGGUGGCUUCGGGUCUUGGUGGUGGCCUCUCUGCUUGGAAUCAGCCUAUCGAGGUGAUUCGGGUCGAGAUGCAGAGCAAAACUGAAGAUCCCAACCGGCCCAAAAAUCUCACUGUGGGAAAGACCUUAAGGUAUAUCUACGAUACGAACGGAAUCAAGGGUCUUUACCGUGGCGUCACUCCUCGGGUGGGACUAGGCAUUUGGCAGACUGUUUGCAUGGUGGCUCUCGGUGACAUGGCCAAAGAAGCGGUCGAAAAACUGACAGGCGAUGAAGUCACUGGGAAGCAUUAG